UACCUAGAAAUUACUGAUUAUAAUAUGUGGAGUUUUGCAGGAACCCUGAAGUAUUUAGCAGAUAAUGUUAACUAUACAAGUGCAAAUCUACCAGAAAUCAAAGAAGCAUUUUGUCAGCAUAUGGAAAAUCGAUCUACAAGCUGUGCUUUCUACAAGUCGGUACAGAGAAAGGCACAAAAGUUUUGCAGUAAUAUAGAAUCAACACUGGAACGACCAGAAAUCAAAAAAAUUCUUAAAGAUCAAGAUAUAAAAUAUGCGAGGGAAAUAUAUGAUAAAACCGUUGAAUUAAGUAUCAUUACUGACAAGUCAACGAAAAUAGAAAUGUGCGGUAAUAGUUACGAGACAUUUUUGAGAAGUGGUUUAAACGAAGACAAGGAAAACAUUAACGACGAUAACACGAAAAAAGAUAGUGAUAAUGUAGUUAUCCACGAAACACCCACCUCACCCAAUUCAAGACUUGAAAAGGAUUCAGGAU
Messenger RNA from Entrophospora candida, 475 nucleotides. NCBI's taxonomy places the organism in Eukaryota, Fungi, Glomeromycota, Glomeromycetes, Entrophosporales, Entrophosporaceae. The record is from the annotation of a GenBank genome assembly.